ACAACACAAAAACCAAUUGCCUGCUGCCAAGUGCCAACAUGGAAUAACAACACAGGACAGCAGUUCAGGCCUUUAUUUUUUAACACAGUGACUUCAUAUACAAUUGUAUAAUCGAUGUAUAUAAUAAUCUUUACUGGAAAGUUAUUGAAUGCUUUUCAAUGUACGAGUGAGUGAGCGCUAAAGCUAACAGCAGUAAAACUGUCGUGAAUCCAGCAUGUACACUUUACUAUCAGGUCUCUAUAAAUAUGUCUUUCAAAAGGAUGAAUAUUGUGUCCUUAUCCUCGGACUGGACAAUGCGGGGAAAACGACCUUUCUGGAGCAGACAAAGACAAAAUUCAGCAAAAAUUACAAAGGAAUGAAUCUGUCAAAGAUCACGACUACAGUCGGCCUGAACAUUGGUACCAUUGAUGUGGGAAAUGCCCGACUGAUGUUUUGGGAUCUGGGAGGACAGGAGGAAUUACAGUCACUGUGGGAUAAAUAUUACGCCGAAUCUCACGGUGUGAUUUAUGUCAUCGACUCCACUGAUGAAAGGAGACUGGGCGAGUCAAAGAUCGCUUUUGAGAAAAUGAUCAGUAGUGAGGCUCUGGAAGGAGUUCCUUUACUUGUGCUGGCAAACAAACAAGACGUAGAGAACUGUCUUUCUGUUCCUGACAUUAAAACCACGUUCAGCGACUGUGCUCCUAAAAUCGGUAAACGUGACUGUUUGGUUCAGCCGUGCUGUGCUUUAUCAGGGGAUGGAGUAAACGAAGGCAUUGAAUGGAUGGUCAAAUGUGUGAUCAGGAAUAUUCAUCGCCCGCCUAGACAAAAAGACAUUACAUAGAUGUGUGUGUGUGUGUGUGUGUGUGUGUGUGUGUGUGUGUGUGUGUGUGUGUGUGUGUGUUUGUUCAGUCAGAGACUUAACAGAUAAAUUUGAGUUACUACCACCUCAGUUAUUUGACUUUAUAUGUGAGUGAAACCAGAGGAGACGUUGUGUGUGCGCGUGUGAUAUUUGUGUAAUGUCAUGAUAUUUGUAUGCUAAACUGACAUCAUUACAAAUAUUUUCUCUGAUAAAACAUUCAUCUUUUUUUCACCUCUUUUGAUUAAAUGAUUAAUUUUAUGUGUUAAAUAUAAUGACAAACUGCUUUGAUUUUGCACAGUCAAAUAAAGUUUUAUUCAAACUAA
Paramisgurnus dabryanus is the source of this 1161-nucleotide messenger RNA. It is a transcript of the gene arfrp1, whose product is annotated as ADP-ribosylation factor related protein 1. Gene Ontology annotation, biological process: Golgi to plasma membrane protein transport; protein localization to Golgi apparatus; intracellular protein transport. The record is from RefSeq and is a predicted model, not a curated record. Lineage: Eukaryota; Metazoa; Chordata; Actinopteri; Cypriniformes; Cobitidae. Gene Ontology annotation, molecular function: GTPase activity; GTP binding. Gene Ontology annotation, cellular component: Golgi apparatus.